This is a messenger RNA of Carassius gibelio (silver crucian carp), 4662 nucleotides long. RefSeq names its product insulin-like growth factor 2 mRNA-binding protein 2. Gene Ontology annotation, cellular component: cytoplasm; nucleus; cytosol. Gene Ontology annotation, biological process: regulation of gene expression; nervous system development. The transcript has 16 exons. The coding region runs from base 443 to 2266 and encodes 607 amino acids. The record is from RefSeq and is a predicted model, not a curated record. Lineage: Eukaryota; Metazoa; Chordata; Actinopteri; Cypriniformes; Cyprinidae. Gene Ontology annotation, molecular function: mRNA 3'-UTR binding.
UUGGAUUUUAAUACAUAUUCUCUCUCUGUAAGUGGAUAUGAACUAAACCCUCCAGUGUUACUCUCUGCGUCUCAUCAUUAUGCCGUAUCCGAUGAUGAUUUAUGCUUUCAAACUGAACACCAGACACCAAUCUAAGUCCAUAAACUAGUCAAAAGUGAUUUUGUGAUCUUUAAGAGCGGUUUUAUUUAGAGGCGGCGCUUGUUGGCAACAGAGUAGCGUCGCAACGACACUUUUUUUUCAGUCCCUGUAAAAGAGUUUGAGCAGGAACAGAGUUGUGUAUGUAGCAGGGGGGGUCGGGCUGCAUCUGGGGGGUGACUGCUGAUUUUCAGCACAUUUAUUUAUUUUUUUUCUAUUUUAUUUUCCUCUUAUUUUGCUUGCUUCGAGCAAUCCGCUGCACGCGCGCACGCCGAUAUAUUUUGACGUACAGAUCUUCGUAUAGACCAUGAACAAACUCUAUGUGGGGAAUCUGAGUCCUUCGGUGACCGUGGAGGACCUGAAGCAGCUCUUCGGCGAGAGGAAGCUUCCCGUGACCGACCAGGUCCUGCUCAAAUCCGGUUAUGCCUUCGUGGACUUCCCUGACCAGAACUGGGCGAUUAAAGCCAUCGAAACCUUAUCCGGGAAAGUUGAAUUACACGGGAAAGUGAUCGAGGUCGACUACUCGGUUCCUAAAAAACUAAGGAGUCGGAAGAUUCAGAUCCGGAACAUUCCUCCUGAUCUCCAGUGGGAGGUUUUGGACAGCCUAUUAGCAGAGCAUGGUACUGUAGAAAAUGUGGAACAAGUUAACACUGAUACAGAAACAGCAGUGGUGAAUGUGACAUAUUCAACAAAAGAAGAGGCUAAAAUAGCUGUAGAGAAGUUAACAGGACAGACGUUUGAGGAUUACUCUUUUAAAGUGUCUUAUAUUUUGGAUAUGGAUGCUGCUUCACCUCCACCUGCGACCCGGAAUCGUCGCAGUGGAAGGACUUCACGGGAACAGGACUCGCAGCCCGGGACCUCUGGAGGCUCCCUGGGGCCCCGGCAGAAACAGCCAGACUUUCCCCUGCGCAUGCUGGUGCCCACGCAGUUCGUGGGAGCUAUCAUUGGCAAGGAGGGGCUCACAAUCAAAAACAUCACCAAACAGACACAGUCUAAGGUGGACAUCCAUCGUAAAGAGAACGCAGGAGCGGCGGAGAAGCCGAUCAGCAUCCACUCCACUCCUGAGGGCUGCUCGGCCGCCUGCCGCAUGAUCAUGGACAUCAUGCAGAAAGAGGCUGAUGACACGAAGGUAACUGAGGAUAUUCCUCUGAAGAUCCUGGCCCACAACAGUCUGGUUGGAAGACUGAUCGGGAAGGAGGGCAGGAACCUGAAGAAGAUUGAAGAGGAGACAGAGACCAAAAUAACCAUCUCCUCUUUACAGGACUUAUCUAUGUAUAACCCAGAGAGAACCAUUAUAGUGAAGGGGAGCAUCGAGGCCUGUUGUAGUGCUGAAGUGGAGAUCAUGAGAAAGCUGAGGGAAGCCUAUGAGAAUGACAUUGCUACUAUUAACCAACAAACCAACCUUAUCCCUGGGUUAAUUCCAAGUGCACUGGGCAUCUUUUCAACUGGUUUGUCAGUAUUGCCACCAGCUGCUGGGCCCAGAGGCAUCCCACCUGUACCCCCAGCUAGCUUCAACCCUUUUCUUGGUCACUCAUCACAGCUGGGUGGACUGUACAGUGUCCCGCCUGCUAGUGCCAUCUCUCACCAGCACACACAGGCUCCUGAACAGGAGGUGGUCUACCUCUUUAUUCCAACUCAGGCUGUUGGUGCUAUUAUUGGCAAGAAGGGCCAACAUAUUAAACAACUGGCACAGUUCGCAGGAGCGUCUAUUAAGAUCGCACCUGCAGAGAGUCCUGACGUCACUCAGAGGAUGGUCAUCAUCACUGGCCCACCAGAAGCUCAGUUUAAGGCCCAGGGCAGGAUAUUUGGUAAACUGAAAGAAGAGAAUUUCUUUUCGGCAAAAGAGGAAGUGAAGCUGGAGACACAUAUAAAGAUGCCCUCUUCAGCAGCGGGGAGGGUCAUCGGGAAAGGCGGCAAAACGGUUAAUGAGCUGCAGAACCUAACCAGUGCAGAGGUCAUAGUGCCACGGGACCAAACCCCAGAUGAGAACGACGAGGUCUUUGUCAAAAUUAGUGGGCAUUUCUUUGCCAGCCAGACUGCACAGAGGAAAAUCAGGGAGAUCAUCCAGCAGGUGAAACAACAGGAGCAGAAGCACCAGCAAAGCGCCCCCGUGACACACAGUUCCAAGUGACCAUCAGGGCAGCCCCAGCGGGCACCUGCCAGUGAAUGUAGCCCUCCCAACUGGACUCAGACCAGACCGGAUGAAGGGGACCGGCCGGGCAGACCAGCAGCCGUGGGAUCAAAACCAAAGAACUUCUUUCUGGGGGAGAUGAAGGAGCCACAGGCAGAAGGGCUCUGAGUGCACUGCCAGCUUGGGGAGGGAGGGGGGGGGGAUGAAGCGCAAGGAAGACAAGCGUUCCUUGUAUUGUUCAAACACACCCUUAGUAUGAGAAGGGCAUCUGUUAUCAGGACGGGAAACAUCAGGGUUGCCCCAUGUAACAAUUUCUUUAUAAACUUCUUAAUUUAGGCUUAAUCUAGGGUUAAAGUGUUAGUUCACCCUCGAAGCAUCCUAGGUGUAUGUGACUUUCCUCUUUCAGAAUAAUCCAAUCAAAGUUAUAUUAAAAAUUGUCCUUGCUCUUCCAAGCCUAUCAGUGGGGGUAAGCUGGUGUUUGUUGUCAACAGUUCAGAAGACGUGAAAUAAAGUGCGUGCAUCUGUAAUAAAACAUCCCUCACAAGGCCGGCUCCGGGGGGUGAAUAAAGGCCCCCUUUAGCGAAUCCAUGCAUUUUUGUAAGAUAAAUAUCCAGAUUUCAAACACUUUUUUUCUCACUUGCUGACGGUUGGGAACAGGAAGACUUCUGACAGAAUUAUUCUGAAAGAAGAAAGUCACAAACACCUAGGAUGCUGAGUAGAAGAUGGACGAAUUUUUGUUCUCGGGUGAACUAACCCUUUUACACAGAUGAGAAGCUCCAUUAACACGUGUACACUGAUGCAUUUUGACUGAGUUGUGUUGCUGUUUUCUCGGGUAGGUAAAGUGUGGGUGUGCACUAGCAGCUGGCGACCGAGAUUUUUUUAUUUUAAGUGAUGCCCAGAUUGCGAUUUCAACAAUCACAAGUAUUCUCACCAGUACACUAGAACAAAUAUACUGUUAUGUCUGAAGCGGAAGCACCAUUCUUCUUGUUUUGCACAAGCCAUUGGGCAUGUAGUUGAAAUGAUGUUUUUUUUUUUGGAUCUCUUUGAUGAUGGGACUAGCAAUUUGGGAAAUGUAAAUGACAGAACGUUUACACAUAUCUUAGCCUGUUUGCAUUUCGGGACACAUCAUCCAGCUCCACAACUCAACCUUGUUACUUAGCCUGUGCGUGCCAACGGAUGCCGUUGAAACAUUUCUUUCUGUGCAUAUCAAAUUUUUUUGCUUUUAUCAUAUGUAGUUUGUUGUUAUUUCUGUCCAGCUCUUACACUCCCUUUUUAUUUUUAUGCCAGUGUUUUUGCAGCCUCUGCAUUUAGUCGUUUCAAUGCCACCGAAUUCUUGUGGCGGCAGUCUUUAAGAGACGGAGUAGGGAUGUGGUAGAUGUGGAUUAGGAGUCAUUACCCCUUGUUUGCUUUAGGGGAUAUGAAAAGAAUAUAAAGCAAGCACCAGCGUCUGAAAGACAGCGCACCUUUACUGGCUUGGGCAGAAGCAAAAUCGAAUGUGCACCAAGAAUUCUGCCUUAAUCUAUGCUGAAAGAAAACGAAAAGUUGGGAGACUGAAAAUGUGAUUGGAGGGUCAGGUUGAUGUGGGAUUAGGAGGCAUCUUAUGACCUGUGGUACACACGACCGCGUUUGGCUUUAAAUCUCUUUGUCAGGGAGCUUUCUAAAUGGCAUGACAGCUGUGAAUGUACAAUAAGCAGCCUUUUAGAAAGAGAACCACCCUGUCAUGUUUGGUAAGGCUGGUUGGUCGGCGAGAUUGGGUAUUUUUUUAUUUACUGAUAUUCUGGUUGUUUUGGGAAAUGGAUCAACUGUUCCAACAUGAUGUGCAGGCAUGGAUAUCCCUUUGUGCUUUAUUUUCUUCUUUUUUGACCAUGGAAGUUUGUGGCCUUAAACGUCACCGGUCUACGUCAUCACUGACAGCUCCUUCGCCCAAUGAGAGCUAAGCUUCAUCUUCCAGACACAAGGCUUAUGCCAAUACGCACAGCUUCCAUUAGUGUGUAUGCAUGUGUGUAUAUAGAUAUAUAUAAAGAGAGAGAAAUAUUUAUGAAUCUAUUUUUUUCCUAUUUUGUGACGAGAGCUAUUAAUAAGAAACAAACAGAAAAAAACAAGUCUUUUUUGGUGGAACACUGCCAUGUUAUUCUGAAGGGAAGUGUUUGUUUUCUUGGAAGUAGACUAUGAAUAUUGGUUGUAGACUAAUGGUAAGAACAGUAAUGAAUCACCGCAACACUUUGAUCCGAAUGUGAUCGGUGCGCAUGUCAGUAAUGUGAUCUACCUCAUGCGUCAGGGUACCUCAGUCCAAUCUUAAAUUUCCCUGUUUUUUCUCCUCACAUUUUGUAUGCCUUGUAAACUGAAAGUUUUGAACAUUUUCCUUUUAUUAAUAAUAAAAGAGAUCAAGAAAAAUA